GCGGGACCGGCGGGACGGGCCGGGCCGGGCCGGGCGGACCUCGCGCACCCACCGGGGCUGCCCGCGGCGGCGGCGGCGGCGCGCGGAGCGGAGCCGGCGGGUUCUGGCUGUCCUAACCCCAUUACUGCUCUGCUACUCUUAGAGUGUCACCUUCUCCCAGUAUCUGUGCUUGGCCAUCAGACACUAUGAGGAGACUGGCUUUUCGAGGUGCUGGUUCUACUCUGAAGAAGUUGGAUUCCAUGGGUUCCAAGAGGCGAAGAGCUACCUCACCUUCCAGCAGCGUCAGCGGAGGAGACUUCGACGAUGCCCAUCACUCCACAAACACACCAGGCCCAAGCAGGAAAAGGAGGAGACUUUCCAAUCUCCCAACCGUAGAUCCUAUUGCUGUAUGCCAUGAGCUCUACAACACCAUCCGGGAUUACAAGGAUGAGCAGGGCAGGCUCCUCUGCGAGCUCUUCAUCAGGGCACCGAAGCGAAGGAAUCAGCCAGAUUAUUAUGAAGUGGUCUCUCAGCCAAUUGAUUUAAUGAAAAUCCAACAAAAGCUAAAGAUGGAGGAAUAUGAUGAUGUGAACGUGCUGACUGCUGAUUUCCAGCUUCUCUUCAACAACGCAAAGGCUUACUAUAAGCCCGAUUCUCCUGAGUAUAAAGCUGCCUGCAAGCUCUGGGAGCUCUACCUGCGCACAAAAAACGAGUUUGUGCAGAAAGGUGAUGCUGAGGAGGAAGAUGAUGACGAGGAAGGGCACGACAAUCAAGCAAAUUCGGAAUUGUCAUCUCCAGGUUACCUGAAGGAAAUUCUUGAACAGCUUCUUGAAGCUGUAGCUGUUGCCACAAACCCAUCAGGGCGCCUCAUAAGUGAACUGUUUCAGAAACUUCCCUCUAAAGUGCAAUAUCCAGAUUAUUAUGCAAUAAUAAAGGAACCCAUAGAUCUCAAAACUAUUGCCCAAAGGAUACAGAAUGGAACUUACAAAAGCAUUCAUGCAAUGGCCAAGGACAUAGAUCUUCUGGCAAAGAAUGCCAAAACCUACAAUGAGCCUGGAUCACAAGUAUUCAAGGAUGCAAAUGCUAUUAAAAAGAUAUUUAACAUGAAAAAGGCUGAAAUUGAACACAGUGAGUUGGCCAAGUCAAGCCUCCGAAUCAGGACUGCAUCAAAUUUGGCUGCUUCCAAGCUGACAGGUCCUUCCUCACAGGGUAAAGGCAGUGUUGGGGAUGAGAGAAAUUCUUCUAACAAAUAUUAUCGUAACAAAAGAUCAGCCCAAGGGGAUCGUUUAUCAGCAAUAACCAUGGCACUGCAAUAUGGAUCCGAAAGUGAUGAGGAUGCAGCUUUGGCAGCUGCUGCUCGCUAUGAGGAGGGGGAGUCUGAAGCUGAGAGCAUCACCUCCUUCAUGGACACCUCUAAUCCUCUUUAUCAGCUUUACGACACAGUCAGGAGUUGCCGAAAUAAUCAGGGCCAGCUCAUCUCUGAACCCUUUUUCCACUUGCCCUCCAAGAAAAAAUAUCCGGAUUAUUAUCAGCAAAUUAAAACGCCGAUUUCACUGCAGCAGAUCAGAACCAAGCUGAAGAACCACGAAUAUGAAACUUUAGAUCAGCUGGAGGCUGAUCUGAAUUUGAUGUUUGAAAAUGCCAAGCGCUACAAUGUUCCCAAUUCUGCCAUCUAUAAAAGAGUCCUGAAAAUGCAGCAGGUUAUGCAGGCAAAGAAGAAGGAGCUUGCUCGGAGAGAUGACAUUGAGGAUGGGGACAGUAUGAUUUCUUCGGCUACGUCUGAUACUGGAAGCUCCAAAAGGAAAAGUAAGAAGAACAUACGAAAGCAGCGGAUGAAGAUCUUGUACAACGCAGUGCUGGAAGCGCGAGAGCCGGGCACGGGCAGGCGGCUCUGUGACCUGUUCAUGGUCAAGCCAUCCAAAAAGGACUAUCCAGACUAUUACAAAAUCAUCCUGGAGCCAAUGGACCUGAAGAUGAUCGAGCACAACAUCCGCAACGACAAGUACGCGGCGGAGGAGGCCAUGAUUGAGGACAUGAAGCUCAUGUUCCGCAACGCGAGGCAUUACAACGAGGAGGGCUCCCAGGUGUACAAUGAUGCCCAUAUGCUGGAAAAGAUCCUUAAAGAGAAAAGGAAAGAGCUGGGACCCUUGGCUGAAGACGAUGACGUGGCAUCCCCUAAACUAAAGCUAAGUAGAAAAAGUGGCAUUUCUCCCAAAAAAUCGAAGUACAUGACUCCGAUGCAGCAGAAGCUGAACGAGGUGUACGAGGCGGUGAAGAACUACACGGACAAGCGCGGCCGGCGGCUCAGCGCCAUCUUCCUGAGGCUGCCGUCCCGCUCCGAGCUCCCGGACUAUUACGUGACCAUCAAAAAGCCCGUGGACAUGGAAAAGAUCAGGAGCCACAUGAUGGCAAAUAAGUACCAGGAUAUCGACUCCAUGGUGGAGGACUUCGUGAUGAUGUUCAACAACGCCUGCACGUACAACGAGCCGGAGUCUUUGAUCUAUAAAGAUGCCCUGGUCCUGCACAAAGUUCUGCUUGAAACUCGGAGAGAAAUAGAAGGAGAUGAGGAUUCUCACGUGCCCAAUGUCACUUUGCUAAUUCAAGAACUCAUCCACAACCUUUUUGUAUCUGUUAUGAGCCACCAGGAUGAUGAGGGCAGAUGCUACAGCGACUCCUUAGCUGAGAUUCCUGCUGUCGAUCCCAACUUCCCAAAUAAACCUCUGACUUUUGAUAUUAUCCGAAAAAAUGUUGAAAAUAAUCGCUAUAGGAGACUGGAUUUGUUCCAGGAGAAUAUGUUUGAGGUCCUGGAGCGAGCAAGGAGAAUGAAUAGGACUGAUUCGGAGAUUUAUGAGGAUGCAGUUGAACUUCAGCAGUUCUUUAUUAAAAUUCGAGAUGAGCUGUGUAAGAAUGGAGAGAUUCUUCUGUCACCUGCUCUCAGCUACACCACCAAGCAUCUUCACAACGAUGUAGAAAAGGAAAAGAAGGAGAAGCUGCCCAAAGAAAUAGAGGAGGAUAAACUCAAAAGGGAGGAGGAGAAGAGAGAAGCUGAAAAGAGUGAAGACUCCUCUGGCUCAGCUGGGCUGUCCAGUUUGCAUCGGACCUACAGCCAGGACUGCAGCUUCAAGAACAGCAUGUACCACGUGGGGGAUUAUGUGUAUGUGGAGCCUGCAGAGGCCAACCUGCAACCCCACAUCGUCUGCAUCGAGCGGCUCUGGGAGGAUUCAGCUGGAGAGAAGUGGCUCUAUGGCUGUUGGUUUUACCGACCAAAUGAAACGUUCCAUCUCGCAACACGAAAAUUCUUGGAGAAAGAAGUUUUUAAAAGUGACUAUUACAAUAAAGUUCCCGUUAACAAAAUUUUAGGCAAAUGUGUGGUCAUGUUUGUCAAGGAAUACUUUAAACUGUGCCCUGAAAACUUCCGGGAUGAGGAUGUCUACGUGUGCGAGUCCCGCUACUCUGCCAAGACAAAGUCUUUCAAGAAGAUCAAGCUGUGGACCAUGCCCGUGAGCUCGGUCAGGUUCGUCCCUCGAGACGUGCCCCUGCCCGUGGUCCGUGUUGCUUCUGUGUUUGCUAAUCCAGACAAAGUAGAUGAGGAGAAACACAGUGAAACACUGGAGGACAGCAAGGUGGGAGAGAGUGUCAUUCAUCUUGAAAAGGAGAAAGAAGAUGUUCCAGUAGAAAUGUCCAAUGGAGAACCUGGCUGCCAUUACUUUGAGCAGCUCUGCUACAACGAAAUGUGGCUUAAAGUUGGGGACUGUGUCUUCAUAAAAUCCCACGGGCUGGUGCGGCCUCGAGUGGGAAGGAUUGAAAAGAUGUGGGUGCGAGAUGGAGCCGCAUAUUUCUUUGGUCCAAUCUUCAUCCAUCCUGAGGAAACGGAGCACGAACCAACCAAGAUGUUCUACAAGAAGGAAGUGUUUUUGAGUAACUUGGAGGAGACCUGUCCAAUGACUUGCAUUUUGGGAAAGUGUGUCGUUCUGUCAUUCAAAGACUUCCUCUCCUGCAGACCAACAGAAAUCUCCGAAAACGACGUUUUUCUCUGCGAGAGCCGCUACAACGAGAGCGACAAACAGAUGAAGAAAUUCAAAGGGCUGAAGAGGUUUUCCCUCUCUGCGAAAGUUGUAGAUGAUGAGAUAUACUAUUUUAGAAAACCCAUAGUUCCUCAGAAGGAACCAUCUCCUCUACUGGAAAAGAAGAUUCAGCAGCUGGAAGCAAAAUUUGCUGAGUUGGAAGGAGGUGAUGAGGACAUGGAAGAGAUGGGAGAAGAGGAGGCUGAUAUGACUGAAACACCGUCUAUGCCUCAGCUUCAGGCCCCAUUAGCCAGUGACCUGGAUAUAAUGCCUUAUACUCCUCCCCAGUCCACUCCCAAGUCUGUUAAGGGCGGCACCAAGAAGGAGGGAUCCAAAAGGAAGAUCAACAUGAGUGGGUACAUCUUAUUUAGCAGCGAGAUGAGAGCUGUGAUUAAAGCUCAGCACCCAGACUACUCCUUUGGAGAGCUCAGCAGGCUUGUAGGAACUGAGUGGAGAAACUUGGAAGCAACAAAGAAAGCAGAAUAUGAAGGCAUGAUAAGUGGCUAUCCACCGGUGCUGCCACCUUUGCAGGGCCCAGUUGAUGGCAUUGUUAGCAUGGGCAGCAUGCAGCCACUUCACCCAGGGGUGCCCCCACCCCACCAACUUCCGCCAGGUAUGCCAGGCAUCCCAGGCAUCCCACCACCCGGUGUUAUAGGCCAAAAUGUGUCCCCCAUGGUAGGCACUCCAGCACCAGGAGCAAGUCCUUUUGGACAGCAGAUAGGAAUCCUUGGCCCCCCAGGCCAGCAGGCGCCCCCUCCGUACCCCGGGCAGAGCCCGGCGGCUGCGCCGGUCAUGCAGCAGCCCACGACCCCCAUGUUCGUCUCCCCCCCACCAAAGACACAGAGGCUGCUCCAUUCCGAAGCCUACCUGAAAUACAUCGAGGGCCUCAGUGCCGAGUCAAACAGCAUCAGCAAGUGGGACCAGACCCUGGCAGCACGAAGACGAGACGUCCACUUGUCCAAGGAGCAGGAGAGCCGGCUCCCUUCCCACUGGCUGAAGAGCAAAGGGGCUCACACCACCAUGGCCGAUGCCUUGUGGCGCCUGCGAGACUUGAUGCUGCGGGACACCCUCAACAUCCGCCAGGCCUACAACAUCGAGCACGUGUAGGCACAGCAGGGCUGCCCUCCCGGCACCACGGAGCUCUGUGGGACAAUAGCUGGUUUAGUUACUGGGUGGGAAGAGAUAACCAACAAUAAUUUGUAUUGCAUUUUACUGUACAUUGCAAGACCAUUUUUAUAUAAGGACACUUUUAAUAAGCAUAUUUCACUUUUUGUUAUAUUAAGUUGACUUUAUCAAAUACACAGAUUUUUGCAUAUUGUUUCCUUUGUUUGAAAGGCGAUUUCAUAAUUGGUUAAGUGUAGUCAAGGAUUCAUUUUUCUUAUACUUUAUUGCUGAGAAUCUGAUGCCAUUGUUUUUAUAGAAAAAAAAAAAGGAAAACAAAGUAUUUACAGAUUGAUACAGUGGAAUGUGAAUUAGUCAUAGUUUACAUCUUAGAAGAAUGUGUGUACCUGUGCUUGUGUGUGCUUGCCACUUCCAGCAGAACUCUCGCUCGGAUGGGAACAGGGAGGAUCUCUUAAAGGAAGCUGAAGGUAAGAGGUGCUUUGGCACUCAGGAAAGUUGGAUUUCAAGUCAACACUGAGGCCGAGUGGGCCCAGCAGCCGUGGAAGUGCUCGUGUGGGCAGGACAAGGGUGUCUUGACCGCUCAUGUUGUCCAGUCCUGUCCAGUUUUAACUGUGUAGCCAAAGCCAUUGUGAUCCUAAAUCGAUCCCAGGACACCUGUGCUGGCAUGUCCUUCGAGGGGAAGUGUUUCAUCUCCCGUGACCUGCACUGGGGGUUCCGUGCUGCCCCUCACACCCAGCAGUGGGGUGGGGGAGCUCCUGCCCUCCCCUGAGUGAUUCUGGCUGCGCUGGGAGGGGCAGCGCAGAACCUGCAACCAGCUCAGGCCUCGGGAGGUAACUUAGGGGAGAAAAGCUGAGUUGUUUUGUUAGUGAUGUUACGUGAUGUUUUCUUAAAUUCACACGUAUUCUGUUCGUGAUUGGGCAUUGUAAGACAUUUUUUUGUAUGCUUUCUUUAAGUGUAUUCAUUGACCUUAAUGAAAGUUUUGCAAUGCAACUUUGAGUGAAAUUUGAUGCUUAAAUUAACUUGAAAGUGAAAUACUGCUGUAUGGUAUGGUAUGUGUAAGGUCAGCAUACCAAGUGUGUUGGAGAAAUAGAGCAAUAGAGUACUUGUAUUGCAGUCUUCUGAGGGUUUGGGGUCUUUUUCUUUUUUUUUUUUUAAAUCUAAGUAAAGUAGAUAUUGACUCUUCUUGCCAAAUUUCAGCGUUGUGGCUGCCUUCUGCUAAAGACUUACCUGUCCUCAUAACUAACCGACCUUUUGGACUGCAGAGUUAUUUUUUUUAAAGGUAAAUCCUUUAUUUAAUUUUAGAAAAAGAAUUAAUACUUUUGGAUUGCAUUAAGUAACUGGGAAAGCUCUUAAGAACUUGAAAAAAAAAAAAAAGUUGGCAGGAAUGUGGGCAUUGCAACUCAGCCCAAAAGAACUGAUUUAUUGAUACUCUUCAUUUACUGCUAGAGUUGUUCAUCAUGUGGAAAUGAGCUUUAAAGUCUAGCAGUACAAAACAUUUUCCUUUCAGUAUGUUUGGCAGAAGGUUAAAUAUUUUUUUUCAAAUACUGGAUAUCUUGGGGUUUGUUUUGCUGAUGUAAUUAAUACUGAUGAGGGAAGCGACACUUGCAGGUAUAAGCUAUGAUUUCAUUUUACUGGCCAAUUCUUUUCCCUCUCCUAUUGCAAACCUCCAGUCAUUGCACAAAACCCCCCUUGUAAUUACAAAUAGGCACUUAAGGACAGUUUAGGUCAGAUGUGCAAUGGAUGGGAAGGAAAUGGAGCAAAACAGCACGGAGGGAAACGACAGUUUGGAACUCUACAAGUAGCACACCCACGGUACAGAAAUAUUUACUGGCCUUUGUAAAUGACCCAUUUUAUUUAAUAAAGUAGAAGCUGAAUAGUCUUAGACCACCCCCAUACAUACAGUACCAUUUCUAAAUGUGUUUAAGUUACCAUAGGUUUGGCAGUUUUUGGCCACAAAGACGGGACGUUGAAGCGAAUCAGGCAGCAAAUCCUAGUUUUUGAGCAUUUGGAACUAUCAUGGAUUGUACUAAUAACACACCACCAGAUUCUCCUACUUCUCAGCAUUAACAAAAAUUACACCAAAGAACCUGGGAUGGAUUUUAAUUAAAUUAUUGUUUUAUUUAUUUUCUUUCGAGGACUGGAUGGGACUCCCUGUGGAGCCUGUAUAACUGAGAUGUUUAAUUUAUCUGAAGGUCAGUGAGGAGCAGAUGUGCAGCACUGGCUCUCUCCUGCCGAGCAGCUGAACCCCUCCUUUCGCUGCUCUUCCUGGCCCAGGAGCAAGAGAUUGGAAGUGCAAACAAAACCUGGGUCCUCCCACAAGGCAGUGCAGAGCACUACCACUAAGCCACUGGGCUGGCCCUGAUCAAUUAUUUUAAGCCUUAUUUAUUUCAAAAUCGUCUCUCUCUCUCUCUAUUGGAGGCAUUUCAGUCGAUUGCAGUGGAAUUUAGGAUAUAAUGGCUACAGUCUAGAAUUCAAAACCAGCAAAAGAAACUUUUCUCACUCUGGUUUAAAAGAAAAAAAAAAAAAAAGACAUGUCUGUCUGUCUCUUUCUCUCUCUUUGUGGGUGUUUGAACCCCUCAUCUGUUUUUCACUGCCGUUCAUUGUACUGGCGUAAACAAAACUUUCAUAUUAAAAUAAAAGUAUGUGUGGGCAAUGGUUGGCUUCUGUGAGAGUGGGAAAUAGAUUCAACUAGGACCGGUAUUUUCAUAAACCAGUUGGAGACAACUAAUAAUUGUUUGUUCUCUUCCUCAGUCCUUCCCUUCCAUGAGAAAAUUUACUGUUUGUGUAAAAAUUCAAAGCGUUGAUGUUGGUGACCUUUUUUCAGCAUAUGUUUUUCAGACCUGGUUUAUCCAUGCUUGGCUUUUCAUUAGACCUUGUACUCCUGAGGGCUGAGCUGCUGACCAGGUUUAUAACAUGUAUGUACCAUCACUUUGUUUACCUGAGUCUUUUUAAUUUGAAUAAAAAUAGUUUGCAAAGUGUUUUGGAUUAA
Messenger RNA from Myiozetetes cayanensis, 8154 nucleotides. RefSeq names its product polybromo 1 (gene PBRM1). Gene Ontology annotation, cellular component: RSC-type complex. Gene Ontology annotation, biological process: chromatin remodeling. The record is from RefSeq and is a predicted model, not a curated record. Lineage: Eukaryota; Metazoa; Chordata; Aves; Passeriformes; Tyrannidae. Gene Ontology annotation, molecular function: protein binding; chromatin binding.